AUGUUCACAACAGCGCGCCUGCGCCUCCGCGGAUCGACGCCCAACGACGCCGACAACCUCCUCGCGCUGUACAACGACCCACGGGUCGCACCGUGGAUCACAGAGGGAUACAUCGUGCCCAAGCACGCAUCGUACCUCGAGACGAUCAACGCGUUUAUCGCCUCGUGUGUGCUCUCAUGCGUCGUCGAGGAGCUGGAGAGUGGAGAGUUUGUCGGGCUGUGCAGCUUUGUCGGGCAGGGCGAGGCGAAGAACCGGAAUGCGAUCAUGUGCAUUGCUCUGCUGCCUAGGCAUUGGAGCAAGGGGUACGGGGCGGAGGUGAUGGGUUUUUUGAUUGACUAUGCGUUCCAUGAUAUGGGGAUGCAUCGGGUGUCGCUGACGGUGUUUGAGGGCAAUGAGCGGGCUAUGGCGCUGUACCGGCGGUUAGGGUUCGUAGAAGAGGGGAGACACAGGAAGAUUGUGUGGAUGAAUGGCGGGUGGAAAGAUACGUACUACAUGGGCAUCUUGGAAGACGAGUGGAGAGAACGCAAACAGCGCCAAGCCGAAGCGGAACAGACUUUUCUUUCACGAUGGAUAAUGUCGUCCCUUCCCACCCACAUCCAGAUCCCAUACGAACCGCCCUUUCUCCCAGUGCUGCUCUCCCUCGCCGCCUAUCUCUAUCUCCUCUCUACCACAAAUGCCCUGUCUGAAUCCAUCACCAACGCCCCUCUCCUUGGACCCCUCCUCACAGGCAUCCUCCUAGGACCCAGUGUCGCCGGUCUCAUCACUCCCGCACUCCAAGAGUCCCUCAUCGCCCUCGGCUACAUCGGCCUCCUCCUCAUCGUCUUCGAAGCCGGGCUCUCCACUCACCUGCCUCUGCUCUUCGCAAACGCCGGCCUCAGCUGCGCAGCCGCCCUCACCGGCAUCCUCGUCCCCAUCGCCCUGAGCAUGGCACUCCUUAAGAGCGCGUAUGGCUACACAUCGCUGCAGUCCUUCGCCGCAGGUGCCGCGCUCUGCUCGACGUCCCUCGGUACGACGCUCGCGCUGCUGACGCCGCCGCUGCGCCGUACGCGGGUGGGCAGUGUACUCAUGGCUGCCGCGUUACUGGACGAUAUCGUUGGUCUGGUCAUUGCGGGGAUUAUACCUGGGCUGGCCGGGGCGGAGGCGGGCGGGGAGGGUGUGAAAUGGGAAACGAUCGUGCGCCCCAUAUUGGUCUCGAUUGCGUUUGGAGCAGGCACGCCUGCGCUGGCGUGGAUCGUGAGGAAGAGCGUCUUGUAUCUGAUGUCAAGCGCCGAACGAGCACAUGGACAACUGGGGGCGCAUCUAUCCACGUCUGCGCGCAUCGGGAGAAGGGUGCUGGACCUGAUACAAGACACCCGAACCCAGCUCUUUUUGACUGUGCUGGCACUUUCUGCGUUCGUCGCGGGGACCAAGUAUGCAGGGACGAGCGAACUGUUCGGGGCAUACCUCGCUGGCGCGUUGCUGGCGUACAUAUUCACUUUCGAAUCUCUUGGUGACGCUACAACCACGCGCGUUGAGGUUAACGAUGCGGAAUCUCCGAAGUCACCGUCGGUGUCACCAGUGUCUGAUCUGUCUGAAACGACUGCAGCACACGCGCCCUCCUCAUCACCACCACCCUCCGACAUACACGAACCAGAAUCCAACCACUACAUCAGCCAUGAACCAAUCAACCUCCCCUUCGCCGCAUUCACCGCACACCUCCAGCCGAUUCUCGCGCCGCUCCUGGGGCCCAUCUUCUUUGCAUCCAUUGGAGCGGCGAUACCCGUCGGGUCGCUGUUCACUAUUCAUAUCGCAGGAGGAGGAGUGUCGCACGCGGUGGUGUGGAAGGGGCUGGUAUAUGCGCUGCUUAUGGUGCUCGCGAAGAUGGUGGUGGGAGUAUGGAUGCUUGUGUGGCCCGCCCCCCGCGGUCGGGCUGGGCACGGGCGAAAGCGCGAACGAGCCAGAAGCAGUUGGCUUACUUCGAUCCGUGCGGUAUGGGAUAAGAUGAAGAAGUUGAGGAGUAAGUGCAGCGAGAGUGAAAAUGGACUUGGGUAUGGGUGUGCGCGAGAGGCGAGCACCGUCGAGGAGGGGGGUGUAUGUGAGCACUCGCCUGAUACCGCUAAACGUGGGCGCGCCUCGACGGCGUUGGAAACGAGGCGUACCGCCGGUUCCGAACAUCACGACGAACACGAUCUGGGUGACGGCGGCCAUGUGCACGAGCCCUCGCCUCGCCGUGCGGCUGCGCUCCUUGGUCUCGCGAUGGUCGCGCGCGGGGAGAUCGCGCUCAUUGUUGCGCAGCUUGCUAGGCCUUUGCUUGUUGAUGGCAGACUUGGACUUGGACUUGGAGGGGACGAGGAACCGUAUGCGGUGGUGAUUUGGGCGAUUGUGGUCAGCACGUUUGGGGGUGCGGUGGGUGUUGGGAUGUUGUUGGGGAGCUGGAGGAGGCGGAGGCGGGAUGGCGGGGAGGAAGUAAGUGGAGUGGGAUUUGGGAUUUGA
Psilocybe cubensis is the source of this 2472-nucleotide messenger RNA. RefSeq lists its product as uncharacterized. The coding region runs from base 1 to 2472 and encodes 823 amino acids. NCBI's taxonomy places the organism in Eukaryota, Fungi, Basidiomycota, Agaricomycetes, Agaricales, Agrocybaceae. The transcript has 3 exons. Gene Ontology annotation, biological process: proton transmembrane transport. Gene Ontology annotation, cellular component: membrane. Gene Ontology annotation, molecular function: acyltransferase activity, transferring groups other than amino-acyl groups; antiporter activity. The record is from RefSeq and is a predicted model, not a curated record.